Naegleria fowleri is the source of this 708-nucleotide messenger RNA. RefSeq lists its product as uncharacterized. Gene Ontology annotation, biological process: proteasome regulatory particle assembly. The record is from RefSeq and is a predicted model, not a curated record. Bases 1 to 708 code for a protein of 235 amino acids. Gene Ontology annotation, cellular component: cytoplasm; nucleus. Lineage: Eukaryota; Heterolobosea; Eutetramitea; Acrasida; Naegleriidae. The transcript has a single exon. Gene Ontology annotation, molecular function: protein binding.
AUGAUGUACUCACCUGCAGCUGCUUACGAAGAAGGUUAUGUUCAAUAUCAAAUUCCAUCCCGACCCACAAAAAUAACGACCACGUUUGUAAAACAAUUAAUAGCCAUCAAAGAUGCAAUGGAAAAAGAAAUUAGAGAUUUAAUGCUGUCGUUGGAUAAGGUCGGAGUUGGAUUAAAAACACCAUUGGUGGAUGAUGAAGGCUUUCCGAGAGCAGAUCUUGAUUUAAAUGAUAUUCGAUCGAAAAGACACAGAAUUGCUUGUUUACAAAAUGAUCACAUUUCCUUGAUGAAUGAUAUACAGAAUUUUUUAUAUGAAUUACAUGAAGAGAGUAGAGCCAAUGCACAACCAUCCACAACGUCGCCAAAUAUUGCUCAAUCAUCAUCCUCCAUGGACACCAGUAAUGAUGAAGAAGAACAAUUAGAGCCAUUCCUCAAAGUGAAUACAGUUUCUCCAAAUUCGCCAGCAGAAAAAGCUGGUCUGCAUCCAGGAGAUGAAAUUACACAAUUUGGCUACCUUGUUAAAAAAGAUAUUAAGAAUAAUGGAUUGAAAAUUCUUCCAACAGUGGUUCAAUCGAAUGUCAAUAAGCCAAUGAAAGUUCAUCUUCUAAGGGAAGAAGGCUCCACCAAAGUGAAAAAAGAAAUUAUUCUUGUCCCAUCAUAUUGGAGUGGUCAAGGUUUAUUAGGAUGCCACUUUCUUGAAAUCCAUUAA